AUGAGGGUGGUUCAAUGGAUAGAUGCUGCCGCUCAAGUGAAGGGUAACGGAGGUAAGAUCUACCUCGUACUUCACCCCACACCUCUGCUGUCGGGUACUCUCAAAGGACAUGUUCGGCGGAGACGACUCAGACAUCGCAAGAUCAACACAGCAGCUCCCUUCGACGACGAAGAAGAUGGCCUCUUCUUAUUCGCAAACCUCGAAUCCAAGCUCCUCGCACACAACCCCACAGUCGACCUCACGCAAACCCACGCCUCCCUCUCCACCGCGCGCUCCUUGCUCCUCACCACGUUCCGUCCUUCAUACCCCGAAAACGACGCGUGCGGCAAUAUGCGCGUCCAUUUCAGCACGCAGAGGUGGAGGGCUGUCGAGCCGUGGUUUACACCGGGUAUGGCGGGCGUGAAUAGUGCGGGGCUGGGCGCGCUGGCGGGCAACGUGUUGGGGAUGUUUGCCCCGAACGUGAGAGCGCGGUUGGCGAGCACGGUGUUCCUUACGGGUGGUGCGGCGGGUAUACCCGGGAUGGGCGAGUGGUUGACGGAGAAGUUAAAAAGCGGGCUUCCGCUCAGUACCCCUGAUGCGGCUCCCACCGGACGGUUGAGUUGGAGGUUGUCAAUAUGA
This is a messenger RNA of Peniophora sp. CBMAI 1063, 618 nucleotides long. The record is from the annotation of a GenBank genome assembly. Lineage: Eukaryota; Fungi; Basidiomycota; Agaricomycetes; Russulales; Peniophoraceae.